CCUCUUAAUAUAUUUUUUUUGUUCAAAUUAUAUUUCAACAAGUUUGAAUUUUAAAUGGCUUCUUCAGGUGGAAAUAUGAACACUUUUAUGAAUUCAUUUAACUCAUUUUCUUCUUCUCAAUUCAUGACUUCUUCGUUUAGCGAUCUUCUUUCGGAUAAUAAUAAUAAUAAUAAUAGUAAUAAUGAUAAUAAGAAUUGGGGAUUUAGCGAGGAUAGAAGUAAGUCAUUUCCAAUGAUGAACUCAUCAACAUCACCUGCUUCGCCUUCCUCUUAUCUUGCUUUUCCGCAUUCAUUAAGUCCAUCUAUGCUUUUGGACUCGCCCGUUUUGUUCAACAAUUCUAAUACUCUUUCAUCGCCAACUACAGGGAGUUUUGGUAAUUUGAAUUCUAAAGAGGGCAAUUCUGAAUUUUCUUUUCAAAGUAGGCCUGCUACUUCUUCCUCAAUCUUCCAAUCUUCUGCUCCAAGAAACUCAUUGGAAGACUUAAUGACAAGGCAACAACAGACCACUGAAUUCUCAACAGCAAAAACUGGAGUGAAAUCAGAAGUGGCUCCAAUUCAAAGCUUUUCACAAGAGAACAUGUCGAAUAAUCCUGCUCCGGUGCAUUACUGUCAACCAUCGCAAUAUGUUAGAGAACAGAAGGCGGAAGAUGGAUAUAAUUGGAGGAAAUAUGGACAAAAGCAAGUGAAAGGAAGUGAGAAUCCGCGAAGUUAUUACAAGUGUACAUUUCCAAAUUGUCCUACAAAGAAGAAGGUUGAAAGGAACUUGGAUGGACACAUUACUGAGAUAGUUUAUAAAGGGAGUCAUAAUCAUCCCAAACCUCAAUCCACUAGAAGAUCAUCUUCACAAUCGAUUCAAAACCUUGCUUACUCCAACUUGGAUGUAACAAAUCAGCCAAACGCGUUUCUUGAAAAUGGUCAAAGAGACUCCUUUGCUGUUACAGACAAUUCUUCAGCUUCUUUUGGAGAUGACGAUGUUGAUCAAGGCUCUCCUAUCAGUAAAUCAGGAGAAAAUGAUGAAAAUGAACCCGAGGCAAAGAGAUGGAAGGGUGACAAUGAAAACGAGGUUAUAUCAUCUGCAAGUAGAACAGUACGUGAACCUAGAAUCGUAGUUCAAACCACAAGUGACAUUGAUAUACUUGAUGAUGGUUAUAGAUGGAGAAAAUAUGGUCAAAAAGUUGUCAAAGGAAAUCCGAACCCAAGGAGUUACUACAAGUGCACAUUUACUGGAUGUCCGGUUAGGAAGCAUGUGGAACGAGCAUCUCAUGAUCUAAGAGCCGUUAUCACAACUUAUGAAGGAAAACACAACCAUGAUGUUCCUGCAGCACGUGGUAGUGGUAGCUACGCAAUGAAUAAACCUCCAUCUGGAAGCAACAACAACAAUAGCAUGCCAGUAGUUCCAAGGCCUACAGUGUUGGCUAACCAUUCUAAUCAGGGAAUGAACUUUAACGACACAUUUUUCAACACAACACAGAUCCAACCACCAAUCACCCUCCAGAUGCUACAGAGCUCUGGAACUUCAAGUUAUUCAGGAUUUGGUAACUCAUCGGGAUCCUACAUGAAUCAAAUGCAGCACACGAACAAUUCCAAGCCGAUAAGCAAAGAAGAACCCAAAGAUGAUUUAUUCUUCAGCUCUUUCCUUAACUGAAACUCCUCCAUACCAAAAUACAAAAGAUAGAGAUUUCUUUCUCAAGUCACUGUAUUCGUUGUAACUUAUGAUAGUUUUUUUUUUCCCUUCUAGAAUACAAAGUUAGGUUUUACGAUUCAAAAUAAGAGUUAGUCCAUUAUUUUAUUUGUCUCGAGCCGAGCUCUGGAUUUCUUAGCAUCUGUAACUUCUCAUUAAGAUUUUUUUUUUUAGUAUUCA
Molecule: messenger RNA, 1860 nt
Organism: Solanum lycopersicum (tomato)
Lineage: Eukaryota; Viridiplantae; Streptophyta; Magnoliopsida; Solanales; Solanaceae
Product: WRKY transcription factor 33B
Biological process (GO): regulation of DNA-templated transcription
Molecular function (GO): DNA-binding transcription factor activity; sequence-specific DNA binding
Source: RefSeq, a predicted model, not a curated record